AUGCUGCGGGUGAAAGACCCCAAGAAGUCUGUCGAGUUCUACAAGCUGCUGGGUCUUACUCAGAUCCGACAACUUGAUUUUCCUGAGAACAAAUUCAGCCUCUACUUCCUAGCCUACGACGGCCCAACCUCCGCAUCUACCGGCGCCCACUGGACUGACCGUGAAGGUGUCUUGGAGCUGACACACAACCAUGGCACCGAGAAUGACGACAGCUUCCAGGCCAAUAACGGCAACAAGGACCCUCAUAAAGGCUUCGGACACACAUGCAUCUCGGUCGACAACAUUCAAGCUGCUUGUCAGCGGAUCGAGGACGCGGGAUACAAGUUCCAGAAGAAGCUGACCGACGGGAGAAUGCGCUCCAUCGCCUUCGCAUUAGAUCCCGACGGUUAUUGGGUUGAGAUCAUCGGUCAGAGGAAUGUCGACGAAACUGCCAAUGUUAAAGAGACCGACACGCAGUCGUACCGCUUCAACCACAGCAUGAUUCGCAUCAAGGACCCGGAAAAGAGCUUGGCAUUCUACCAGGACGUCAUGGGAAUGCAACUCUUGCGGACAAGCGAGCAGAAGGAGGCUGGCUUCACCUUGUACUUCCUCGGCUAUCCUGGGGACUUUGAAAUCCUGAAACCGGAAGAUACACCUAACGGCGUUAACCCGCUGGCGGGCAAGGAAGGUCUGCUGGAGCUCACCUGGAACUACGGCACAGAGAAGGAGGAUGGCCAAGUCUAUCACAACGGCAAUGACGAGCCUCAGGGAUUUGGCCACAUCUGUCUCAGUGUUGACGACCUCGACAAGGCAUGCCAAUGGAUGGACGAUAAGAAGGUCAACUGGAAGAAGCGUCUGACCGAGGGCCGCAUGAAGAACGUGGCUUUCGUACUUGACCCAGACAACUACUGGAUUGAAAUCAUCCAGAAUGAGAAGUUGAAGAAGACAAACGACUGGUAG
Messenger RNA from Cyphellophora europaea CBS 101466, 939 nucleotides. Its product is annotated as lactoylglutathione lyase. Gene Ontology annotation, molecular function: lactoylglutathione lyase activity; metal ion binding. The record is from RefSeq and is a predicted model, not a curated record. Bases 1 to 939 code for a protein of 312 amino acids. NCBI's taxonomy places the organism in Eukaryota, Fungi, Ascomycota, Eurotiomycetes, Chaetothyriales, Cyphellophoraceae. The transcript has 4 exons.